AUGCCCCCCAAAACUGCCCAGAUCCGCCUCGUCAGCUCCCACCCUGAAGUCUACGACCCAUGCGACGACUCCUUCGCGCUCGUCGAUUCCCUCCUUGCCGACCGGGCCCACCUCCUAAAACACCGGCCUGCGAUUUGCAUGGAGAUAGGGUGUGGCAGCGGGUACGUGAUCACCUCCCUUUCCCUCCUCCUCGGAGAAUCUAGUCCACCACCCUACUACAUUGCCACCGAUAUCAACCCCCACGCGGCCCGCGUGACCCUCCAAACCCUAGAAUCUCACGGAUGCCAAGCAGAGGUCAUAAACACAGAUAUUGCAUUUGGUCUUGAAAGCCGUUUGUACAAAUCGGUGGACUUGAUAGUCGUGAACCCUCCAUACGUGCCGACUCCAGAGGAAGAGGUGGGGUCCGGUGGCAUAGCCGCUGCCUGGGCCGGAGGAGAGAAUGGUCGGAAAGUUAUCGACCGGAUACUGCCGGUGGCGGACGGGCUUCUUUCGGAUAAGGGGUGGUUAUAUUUGGUGGCGUUGAGUGCAAAUGACCCAUUGGAGUUGUGUCUUGAAAUGAGAAAGAAAGGGUACGCAUCCAGAAUAGUGCUGCAGAGGUCAACUGAGGAGGAGAGCUUGCACGUUAUUAAGUUCUGGAGGGACCCGGAUGUUCUCAUGGAGGCGAACGAGCGUAUGGAGUUGAGAAGAACAGAGGAUAGGGUCGUGGUGGAUUUUUCGCACUUUAGCCCGUUUUCAGUUUGGAAGAACCGGACUCGGGAUUCUUAA
Molecule: messenger RNA, 765 nt
Organism: Striga hermonthica
Lineage: Eukaryota; Viridiplantae; Streptophyta; Magnoliopsida; Lamiales; Orobanchaceae
Source: the annotation of a GenBank genome assembly